Mercurialis annua (annual mercury) is the source of this 1959-nucleotide messenger RNA. RefSeq names its product putative ABC1 protein At2g40090. Gene Ontology annotation, biological process: mitochondrion organization; lipid homeostasis. Lineage: Eukaryota; Viridiplantae; Streptophyta; Magnoliopsida; Malpighiales; Euphorbiaceae. Bases 54 to 1667 code for a protein of 537 amino acids. The transcript has 12 exons. Gene Ontology annotation, cellular component: mitochondrial inner membrane. The record is from RefSeq and is a predicted model, not a curated record.
AGCAUGUUCUAUUCAUUCUAGCUCAGCUUGAAAAUCACCGCUGAGUUCCAAAUAUGGCCAAGCGUUCUCUGUGGCGCACCGGCUCUAAGCUCGCGGCGACGCUGCUCGCCGGAGGUGCGACAGCCACCAUCGCUACCUCCGACGAUCCAGCAAUGACGCUGAAACUCUGCACCGCCGUACCUGUCCGCCUUGCACGUGAUACAGCUACUGCCGCAUCUAUCGCCUUUGAUUAUGAAUAUUCACUAUGGGGACUACCAGAAGGAAGUGAUGAGAGGUCUAAGAUCAAACAUGACGUUCAUUUGCGGUCGGCGCAUAAGCUUCAGGAACUGUGUUUCAAAAAUGGAGGAAUUUAUAUCAAGCUUGGUCAACACAUUGCACAGCUUGAGUAUUUAAUCCCUGAGGAGUAUGUCAAGACAAUGAGGGAGUCAAUGCUCAACAAAUGCCCAGUCUCUUCAUAUGAUCAAGUGUGUGAAGUUUUCAAGAAAGAGCUUGGGGAAACCCCUGAUAAAGUUUUUGUCGAGUUUGAUCCUGUUCCCGUAGCAAGUGCAUCCCUUGCUCAAGUCCAUGUUGCUCGGACAGCUGAUGGCCAAAAAGUUGCUGUGAAGGUACAACACACUCAUAUGACAGAUACCGCGGCUGCAGAUAAUGCCUCCGUUGAAUUCAUUGUGAACACUCUCCAAUGGAUUUUCCCUUCUUUUGAUUACAGAUGGUUGGUUGCCGAAAUGCGUGAAAGUAUACCCAAGGAACUUGAUUUUUUGUUAGAGGCAAAAAAUAGCGAGAAGUGUUUGGACAAUUUUCGGAAGCUAUCUCCUCAUAUUGCAGACUAUAUCCAUGUACCAAAGGUCUAUUGGAACUUGAGUACCUCGAAAUUGUUAACCAUGGAAUUUAUGGAUGCUGUGCAAGUGAACGAUGUGAAGGCUAUUCAAAGACUUGGAAUUCAACCUAAUGAAGUUGCAAAAUUAGUUAGUCAAGCUUUUGCUGAGAUGAUGUUCAAACAUGGAUUUGUGCACUGUGAUCCACAUGCUGCUAACUUGCUAGUUCGCACUUUGCCUUCUGGUAAAAGAAGCAUCUUAGGCAAGCAGAAACCACAGUUAAUUCUUUUAGACCAUGGACUGUAUAAAGAACUUGACUUUGCUACUAGAUUCAAUUAUGCUGCUCUUUGGAAGGCAUUGAUAUUUUCUGAUGCUAAUUCAAUAAAAGAAAAUAGCAUUAAAUUGGGUGCUGGAGAGGAUCUAUAUGCAUUAUUUGCUGGGAUUCUUACCAUGCGACCUUGGAAUAGGGUUGUUGACCCAGCUGUAGAUCAUUUGGUUAUACACGGCAAUGACUCUGAGCGUUCAGAACUACAGAUGUACGCAUCUCAAUAUUUUCCUCAAAUCUCGGAGCUUUUAAGGAGGUUACCACGUGUCAUUUUGCUAAUGCUGAAGACAAAUGACUGUUUACGGGCAGUAAAUAAUUCUCUGAUGCAGAAGUCUUCUGCCGAGACAUUUUUCAUCAUCGGAAAAGUUUCCUCGAAGGCGGUGGUGGAGGCAAAGAAGUUGCAAAGGAGAUCUUUCAUAAGUAAGAUAGAUAUAUGGGUAGAGGAACUUUUAUUGGAGGCUCGACUCUGGGGAAUGCGGAUUGCGUUGUGGCUCUUACAAUUCAGAAGAGCUUUGCCUGGUUUAGGGUAGAAUUCGUUUCAAAUGCUUUACAGAGAUUCAAUUUCGUCACGGACCAUACUCACCUUCUGAAAUUUCUUCAUAUAUAAUGCAGUAGAUUGCAAAAUUGACACAUUGAUUGUUUUCUUUUACUGAAGAACUGAUACAUGUUGUAUCCAUUCUAUUCUUUGGUUAAAUAUCUAAACAUUAAAUUAUUUUGUUGGGGUUAAUUUAAGCCCCUGAAUCCCAUUAAUUGGGACAGAUAGAACCACAGGAAUACACUCUAUUAUGAAAAUAAUAAAAUGGAACUUAGUAUUUUUUUUAA